Messenger RNA from Bombyx mandarina (wild silkworm), 4107 nucleotides. Its product is annotated as monocarboxylate transporter 14-like. The record is from RefSeq and is a predicted model, not a curated record. NCBI's taxonomy places the organism in Eukaryota, Metazoa, Arthropoda, Insecta, Lepidoptera, Bombycidae.
CGUUACAAUAGUAAAGAAGACUUUGAGAGAAGAAAAGAAAGAAAAAAAAAACAAAAAUGCGGCGUUAUGGUUAGAGGCGCGGCGACGCGUGUCUCGCUUGCCUGCCGUCUCUGUAACUCAAAAGUGCUCAAAAGUGUUCGAUUUGUGUAACAGUGCGCACGUGUUUGUCCCGUGCACGCGGAACAGCUGAUUAUCCGAACUAGUUUCUGUGAAGGAAUACGAGAUUCUGGUAUAUUCAUGAUUGAAGUUCUGAAAUGUCUCUAAGAGGAUACAGCACGAAACUUUAAUUCUUCAUGUCAAAGAGAUUCACGACGUUCAUGAACAAAAACAAUUACAGCUACGAAAGUGUUUUUUUCGGGAGUGUGAGAUCGAGGACUAGCCGGUCCUUGAUGUACCCGAUAAGCUACAACCCCUGCGCCCUGACACUCUGCAUCUCAAAGAAGCCUUGUCGUUACUCAGCUAGAGAUCCAAGAUUAAGAUACGGGUCAAGAGAACUAAGCACCUCCACGUAGACGUCUCGUCUAGUUGGAUUUUAUAUCCAGUUUCGGUAGUUUCGACGUCCUUAGAGGACUCAAGUCUGCGUGCUCAUUAAGCACUGUUUGUGGUCGCUCCGUUGCCUCAUGGACACGGAACGUACAUAUGCAAAUGGAGUCGCCGGUAAUGAGAAGUAUCUCAAGUACGAGCAUAAAGUUCCGUCUGAAGAGGAGAAGACUACGUCUCCUUUAUUAGAGAAGGAAAAUAUAGAGUUUAUUGAUGGUGUAGAUUUGAAGAAAGAUGAGGGAACUCAAGAUUCAGAUAGAAAAGAUGACGAAAAUAACUUGACGGUUGGUUAUUAUAAAGACGGGAAAGAAGAUGAUGCGACAUCAACUAAUGAAGGUGUAAAGUUCUUUGGGCUAGGAGAUGCAGAUAGUAUAUGUUCUAGUGGACCACCGCCGGAGUCAACUCCGCAAAUACCAGAUGGCGGUUGGGGCUGGGUGGUUGUGGCUGCUUCAUUUCUAGUAGCGACAGUAGCAGACGGCCUGGCAUUUUCUUAUGGGCUGAUAAAUGACAAGUUCGUCCUUUACUUCGAGACCAGCGAAGCGAAAACUUCGCUUAUCGGAAGUUUGUUUAUAUCCGUUCCAUUGAUCGCUGGACCAAUUAUGAGUGCUUUAGUCGACAGAUACGGAUGCAAGAAUAUGACUAUAGUUGGCGGGGUUGCGUCUACAAUCGGAUUCGUUGCUGCAUCAUUUAGCAAUUCCGUUGAAGUCUUAUAUGUUACUUAUGGUAUAAUGGCUGGAUUAGGUAUGGGACUAUUGUAUGUUACAGCUGUCGUAUCAAUAGCGUUUUGGUUUGAAAAGCGCCGUAACUUAGCCGUCGGGCUCGGCUCGUGCGGAGUUGGCUUUGGAACAUUUAUUUACUCUCCCUUGACCACCUACUUACUUGAUGAAUACGGUUGGAGAGGUGCCUUACUACUACUCGCUGGCACGGUACUAAACGUGUGCGUGUGUGGUAUGCUCAUGAGGGACCCUGAAUGGCUGAUUCUCGAACAAAAAAAGCAAAGACAGUUGAGUAAGGCAAAGAGAGCUUCCAGUUCUAUGUCGAUCUCGGCUAGAUCUGCAAAGUCUGGUGGAGCGGAGUCCAUGUACCCUGGAGUCGAGGAAAUUAAGACAAUGAUAAAGAGUGGCGAGACACCGGAAUAUAUACUAACGGCAUUAGUAGCGUCGAUUGCCGAAGCGGAAAGCUUGGAGGCUGCUACAAAAGCUAAUGCGGAUCUUUCCAACCACAAAGUUAGCUCAGUGAUAAAUUUACCUACGUUUUUGAAGCAAAGCGAAAAGGUACCAGCAGAAGUAUUAGACCAGCUUAUAUCAAACAAGCGACUUUAUAACAUAGUAUUACAGAAUUAUCCAUCAUUACUUGCACUAAGGAGUAAUUCCGAACAGAAACUACCCACAGAACCGCCCCCGUCCAAAGCGAAACCAGUGAAAAUGUCCAUGAAGCUGAAACUCAGUAAGAAAGAGAAGAAAGACUUUGCAUCUAAGCUGGACGUUGUGAAGGAGAAGUUACUGCAACCGAUACCAGAAAACAAGGUCAUAAUACCGAAAGCUGAACGGCAGGCUUGGUUCUCGAGACAGAUCCAAACCGAUCAUCAUUAUUUCAGAGAGAUAAGGGUGCACAGGAAUUCGAUAAUGCAUCGCGGGGCAAUGAUGAACAUUGCCAAGUACAAACUCCGUGCGUCGUCUUGUCCAGAUAUUUAUAGAAAUUCUAUGUGGUCCGUUGAAGACCAGGAGGAAAAGACAUGGGGACGACGACUAAUAGACACGAUCAACAAAACAUUUGAUUUCAACAUGUUCACGGAGUUCCAUUUCCUAAUGAUGAACUUAUCCACGCUGGUGCUGUUCAUAUGGUUCAUAGUACCUUACUUCUACAUAUCCAGUUUCAUGCAGAUGCGGGGCUACUCCGAAGUAGACGGCUCUUGGUUACUGAGCACUUUUGGCAUUGCUACCAUAAUUGGAAUAGUGGGCCUCGGUUGGAUGGGCGAUCUGCCCUGGGUGAACGUGACCAAGACUUACGCGAUAUGCCUCGUAUUCUGCGGCAUAUCGAUAGUAAUGUUCCCGGUACUGAUACGAGUAUUGGAUCCGGCAUCGCCGGCCAGUUUCUACGUUCUAGCCAUCAACGCGGCGAUUUUUGGAUUGAUGUUUUCCAGUUCAUAUUCUUACACGCCCAGUAUAUUGGUGGAGCUGAUUGCGCUUGAAAGGUUUACUAUGGCGUAUGGCCUGGUGCUACUCAGUCAGGGCGUUGGCCAUCUGAUUGGUCCCCCUAUAGCUGGAGCUCUCAAAGAUUCGACCGGCCAAUGGGACGCGGCGUUCUACUUGGCUGGUAUAUGGGUGAUCGUUUCCGGUGUCCUUGUUGGCGUCAUACCUUACACCCAGAACUUCAGGAUGUGCGGCAACGCGCCCCUGGCCAAGGACGCGGCCGGCGAGCCUGACCCUGGAAUCAAAAUUAUUAUAGCACAUUAAAUUUUGAGGUUUCGAUUUAAGUCGUCAAGUGUUUGCUUUCAGAUUAAGUUUUAUUUUUUAUUUUUAUUGCUUAGAUGGUUGGACGAGCUCACAGCCCACCUGGUGUUAUAAGGUUACUGGAGCCCAUAGACAUCUACGACGUAGGUAAAUGCGCCACCCACCUUAAGAUAUAAGUUCUAAGUUCUCAGUAUAGUUACAUCAUUCUGCUUCACACUUUCGUGGUUAUCUACAUUGCAAAAUUUUUUUUGGAAGGAAGGAUUACUGGUGGCCUUGAGCCCUUUCCAGAUUCACCAAGGCAUGUAGGUGAACAAAGGCUCAGCCAGGAGGGACGAGGUUUUCUAAGAGCUUAAACCUUUAGGUUUCAAUUUAAGUCCUCAAGUGUUUUGCUUUCAGCUUAAAUCAUUCUGCUUUACACUUUCGUGGUUAUCUACAUUGCAUACUUUUUUUUGAUAGGAAGGAUUACUAGUGGCCUUGAGCCCUUUCCAGAUUCACCAAGACAUGUAGGUGAGCAAAGGCUCAGCCCAGGGAUGGCAUUUUCUAACAGCUGCCCGAGCGUCCCCAGAAGAAACCUAACAACUCAAGGGCAGCUGAUUCUCGAAUGCAUAUUAAUUGAGGGCCUUUACCGCGACUGUCGCAUUUAAUGUGUUCCCGGUAUUUCAGCGUAUUGCAAGCGUCAUGACGAUGGUUAGACUGAAGACUGUGGGUAGGAUGUUGGGAACAAAUAAAUCUAUCUACCCUCUUUCUGGUCUAUUUUUGGAUGCUACCACUGGAACUCGUUGAUUAGUACCGACAGUAGCGGGUACACUUUCUGUAGGAUUAUAUGUGAAAAUUGUUGUAAGACCCCGAUUAUCUCUAGUGGGUUACAUUAAUCGACAUUCAAAGGCGACAUUAUUUCGAGGUGAGCGUUCGCAUAGCCAUCGAAAUUCGACCAUUAAUUAGCACUGAUGACUGAUUCAGACUUACUUUACUACUUACUAUUUUGAAAUUUGUGAAGGUGAGAGGAAAUGCGUUUUUUUUUGGUAAUAAUAAUAAAGCUAAUAAAACAAAAAGAAAAUCUAUUAACCAAUAGAAGACAAAAAUGGACGUAACUGGUUUGUGCAGUUAUAAACAA